Messenger RNA from Calliphora vicina (urban bluebottle blowfly), 539 nucleotides. It is a transcript of the gene Dim1, whose product is annotated as thioredoxin-like protein Dim1. The record is from RefSeq and is a predicted model, not a curated record. The coding region runs from base 77 to 505 and encodes 142 amino acids. The transcript has 2 exons. Gene Ontology annotation, cellular component: U5 snRNP; spliceosomal complex; U4/U6 x U5 tri-snRNP complex. Lineage: Eukaryota; Metazoa; Arthropoda; Insecta; Diptera; Calliphoridae. Gene Ontology annotation, biological process: mRNA splicing, via spliceosome.
AAAAAUAAAAAAAUAGUAUAUUUAGUUAAAAUAACUUUUUUUUUAUAAGAAAACUCGAAUUAAAUAAUCCAGCACCAUGUCUUAUAUGUUACCACAUUUACACAACGGCUGGCAAGUCGAUCAGGCCAUUCUAUCCGAGGAAGACCGUGUGGUGGUCAUACGUUUUGGCCACGAUUGGGACCCGGCCUGUAUGAAAAUGGACGAAGUCAUGUAUAGUAUUGCGGAGAAAGUGAAAAAUUUCGCUGUCAUUUAUUUGGUAGACAUCACCGAAGUUCCCGAUUUCAAUAAAAUGUAUGAAUUGUAUGAUCCCUGCACUUUGAUGUUUUUCUUUCGCAACAAACACAUUAUGAUUGAUUUGGGCACUGGUAACAAUAACAAAAUAAAUUGGCCCCUAGACGAUAAACAAGAAAUGAUUGAUAUUGUUGAGACUGUUUAUCGGGGGGCACGCAAAGGUCGUGGUUUAGUGGUUUCGCCUAAAGAUUACUCAACGAAGUAUAGAUAUUAAGGUUGGCAUAUAGUAUUUAAGAUAUUUUCGGGUA